CUUAAUUUCAAUCACAUCACAAACAACUAUCCUCUCAUUCCUAAUACAAAACACUCUCUAGUCUUCAAUUGAGUUGUUUUCCCUUCUCUUAGAUCAAUCUUAUCUUUAAAAUUUUAGGGUUUUCUCCGGACUCGAGCGAAUUCUCGAGAUCAGAAUCAAAUCGUAUAUUGCAAUAUAUAAUUAAUAUAUAAUUAUAUACUUUAAAAAAUACUCCAAAACUUCAUAUUUAUACAUUUAGAUGGAUCGAGUAUCGAAAUUGGCGUCGCAAAAGGCGGUGGUGAUCUUUAGCAAGAGUUCAUGUGGGAUGAGCCAUGCAAUCAAGAGGCUAUUUUAUGAGCAAGGGGUUGGUCCAGCAAUCUAUGAGCUAGAUGAAGAUAAAAGAGGAAAGGAAAUGGAAUGGGCUCUCAUAAGAUUAGGAUGUAACCCUAGUGUUCCGGCAGUGUUCAUUGGUGGCAAGUUUGUUGGUUCAGCCAACAUAGUCAUGACCCUUCAUCUCAAUGGAUCACUCAAGAAAAUGCUUAGAGAUGCUGGUGCUCUUUGGCUUUAGGCAAAUACAUAUCAUGGAAGCUCAUAUUCUAGUGCAAAUGCAAACAUCCAAAAAUGGCCUUUUUUUUAUAAUAUAAUUAACCAACCCCUCUAUUUUUGUGAGACAUUGAGGCUUUAACAAUAUGCAUUGUAUUAGAAUAAUCUUGGUUACUUUCAAUAUAAUUUUGAUUUCUAUAA
Molecule: messenger RNA, 723 nt
Organism: Lathyrus oleraceus (garden pea)
Lineage: Eukaryota; Viridiplantae; Streptophyta; Magnoliopsida; Fabales; Fabaceae
Product: monothiol glutaredoxin-S10
Exons: 1
Coding region: 239-547 (102 amino acids)
Source: RefSeq, a predicted model, not a curated record